ACUAAUUUUCAGUCCUCUGUAGACGAAGAAAGCGACAGACAUCCAGUAUAGAACAUUACAAAGUGUGGACUUACAAUACAUUUUCACCUCUGGGUGAGCGCGAGACCGCUGUCAGCGUCGGAAACGCAACAUAUUUUGAGCAGAAAAGCGACCAUAUUGAGGUCAAAAGAAAGCGUUGCCAGGGAGACCAGCUUGCUGGAGAGGACACUGCGGUGCGCGUCGGCGGGGGUGACAAGCGUGCCGGCGUGCUAGCGAGGUUGCGCACGUGCGCGCGUCUGCGACGGCCAGCUGAGGCGGUCGUGGCAUCCUCAUAGCAGCAGCAGCGGCAACAGCAGCAUUUUCUCACAAGACUGCCCGGAGCACCGCGCGCGCUGUGUCCACCUUUAGGGAGGCUCGCACCGUGACUUCAGUCGGUGCUCGGCGGUGUCAGCUUCUCAUACAGGGAAUUUACUCUGGAUUUAUCGACGACGACUCAAAAAGAGUGAGAGAGGAAGAGAGAAAAAAAAAACGCUCAAGAACUGAGUAGCCCACAUAGCUGAGACCUCUGACAGCACAGGUGAUACUUCCCGGCUAUUAAAGAAGACACGCGCCAGGGUAAUGACGGGGUUGUUUUUUGUUGUUGAACAGCCUCGUUGUAACAAAAAGAAACACUCUUCAUACCAACCUGUCUGCUUCAAAAUUAAUUAAUUUAUUGCUUUGUGGGAAAGAGACCGAGCCGAGCAGAGCCGUGCUUCCCUGCUCGGAUGGGGAAUCAUUUUGUCCCGAGCUGUUCGUGGUGUUAAAGCUUUUUGGUCUCCACUAUCUUAUCGUCCCCUCCCCUCCCAAGUCAUGAAGUCCCACCUGCCGGCCUGACUGGAUUGAGUCAGGUAGUUCUGUCAACGGGGUAUAUAUAAAAAGGAAAAAAAUUAUAUAUAUACUCUAUUUAUAUUUUUUUUUUCUUUUAAAAUCAAGCACUUUUCUUCUUGCUUGACUUUUCCCACCGCCCUCCCUCGCACCGGCGGUGGGUUAGCGAAGAGGACAAGUAGAAGGGCAAAAAUCUCAGGAAGAGGACCUCAGUGGGAAUCUGGCACCUUAUCAACACCAUCACAAAUGAACAGGAUUCAUCAUCAGUCCAAUUAUCUGGAUAAUAGAAGAAGAAAAGGUAUGGAACGCAACAGAACCAUGGCAGGAGAAAUGUUUUGGAUCUCCAUUACUCAGAAUCAGCACUGACUUGGCAUCCAAACCAAGACCCAACCCCUUUUUCAGCCCCCCAACCACCCUUCUUUCCCCAGCAGUUGGGUUGCCCUUCAUCAUUGGUUCUCUCCACACUCCUGGUCUCGAUCGAAUCGACAAGGGAGGGUCCACCUGCUUUGGUUUUUUCCUUGUUAUGCUUCACCAACUUUGUUGUUAUUUAUAAUCCAUAUAGCCCCAGAUAAAGCAGACUGAGAGCAGGUGGCUAAACAGUAUGAUUCCAGCCAUGCUCCCUCUUCCACUAACUCUAAAGAAACAAAGUCGACAGGGUUUGUUGUCCAGGACACGCCCCUUUAGUCUAAUGACAGACUUGUGCUUCAUGAGCAUGCUAGGCCUCAUCCUGCUCUUCAGUCUGGCCUCAUGCCAAAGGAUGGAUCCUUCUAAGCACCCCAUAGUCGCCACUAACUAUGGCAAGCUCAGAGGCAUCAAGAAAGACUUGAACAAUGAGAUUCUAGGCCCCGUGGAGCAGUACCUAGGAGUACCCUACGCCACAGCACCCAUUGGUGAUCGCCGAUUUCAGCCACCUGAAGCUCCAGGGUCCUGGCAAGAGAUCCGUAACGCCACCCAAUUUGCCCCUGUGUGCCCUCAAAAUGUCCACGGUGUGCUACCAGAGAUCAUGCUCCCUGUUUGGUACACAGACAACUUGGAUGUGGCAGCGGGAUAUGUCCAGAACCAGAGCGAGGACUGCCUGUACCUUAAUAUCUACGUGCCAACAGAGGAUGGUCCGCUCACAAAAAAAACUGAUGAAUCUUCAAUGAACAAGCCUCGAGAUGAAGAUAUCCGUGACCGCAGGAAGAAGCCCGUGAUGCUGUUUAUUCAUGGAGGCUCCUACAUGGAAGGCACUGGAAACAUGUUUGAUGCGAGCGUGCUUGCCGCCUAUGGCAACGUGAUUGUGGUGACCAUGAACUACCGGCUGGGUGUGCUUGGGUUUCUCAGUACCGGAGAUCAGUCGGCUAAGGGGAACUAUGGCCUGCUGGACCAGAUCCAGGCCCUGCGCUGGCUCAAUGAGAACAUCGGCCACUUUGGUGGAGACCCAGAGAGGAUCACCAUCUUCGGCUCUGGAGCAGGGGCCUCCUGCGUGAACCUCCUCAUCCUCUCGCACCACUCAGAGGGUCUGUUCCACAGGGCCAUAGCUCAGAGUGGCACUGCCAUCUCUAGCUGGUCUGUCAACUACCAGCCCCUUAAGUACACCAAGAUCCUGGCCAGGAAGGUGGGUUGCACCUACACAGAGACAGCAGACCUAGUUGAUUGCCUGAGGCGCAAGACCUUCAGGGAGCUGGUGGACCAGGACAUCCAGCCAGCACGCUACCACAUUGCCUUUGGCCCCGUGGUGGACGGAGACGUGGUGCCCGACGAUCCUGAGAUUCUCAUGCAGCAGGGGGAGUUCCUCAACUAUGACAUCCUGAUUGGAGUGAAUCAAGGAGAAGGGCUGAAGUUUGUAGACGACAGUGAGGACAAUGACGGCAUCUCCGCUGCAGCCUUCGAUUACACCAUCUCUAACUUUGUUGACAACCUCUACGGAUAUCCUGAGGGCAAAGACAUCCUGAGGGAGACCAUUAAAUUUAUGUACACAGAUUGGGCAGACAGAGACAAUGGCGACAUGCGGAGGAAGACUCUGUUAGCAUUGUUUACGGACCACCAGUGGGUGGCACCAGCCAUCGCCACUGCCAAACUCCACGCUGAAUUUCAGUCCCCGGUUUAUUUUUACACAUUCUACCACCACUGCCAGACAGAGACGCGACCCGAGUGGGCCGACGCUGCCCAUGGAGAUGAGAUACCUUACGUGUUUGGCGUGCCCAUGAUCGGCGCCACAGACCUGUUUCCAUGCAACUUCUCGAAGAAUGAUGUGAUGUUGAGUGCCGUGGUCAUGACUUACUGGACCAACUUUGCCAAGACGGGUGACCCAAACCUGCCGGUUCCUCAGGACACAAAGUUCAUUCACACCAAGCCCAACCGUUUCGAAGAGGUCAUCUGGACCAAGUUCAAUUCAAAGGACAAGCAAUACCUCCACAUCGGCCUAAAACCUCGUGUUAGAGACAACUACAGGGCAAACAAGGUGGCUUUCUGGCUAGAAUUAGUCCCUCAUCUUCAUAGUCUUCAUGAAGUCUUCCCCACCACUACCCGCUCACCGGCAGGACCUGGCCCAGGCACAAUCAGACCCUGGCCCAGAACUCCAGGCCCUCGCACCACCCGACACCCCUACCCAACCUUCCCCUCUGAAACUGAACCUGAGGGCUCAGAGCGUCCACACCAGAACCUCUUUCCAGGAGACACCCGUGACUACUCCACUGAGCUAAGUGUGACAGUUGCUGUGGGGGCCUCACUGCUCUUCCUCAACAUCUUGGCAUUUGCUGCCCUUUACUACAAGCGUGACAAGCGACAUGAGAUGCGAAGGCACCGGCUAUCUCCUCAGCGGGGCGGCCCUGCCAACGACCUGGCUCACAGCCAGGAGGAGGAGAUCAUGUCCCUGCAGAUGAAGCACUCUGAACACGAUGCCCACCACGACAUGGAGCCCCUCCGGCCACACGACAUUCUACGGCCCGCCUGCCCACCUGACUACACGCUGGCCCUGCGCCGUGCCCCCGACGAUGUGCCACUGAUGACGCCGAACACCAUCACUAUGAUCCCCAGUACCAUCACUAGCAUGCAGCCUCUUCAUGCCUUUAACACUUUCCCCUCCACCGGCCACAACAACACCCUGCCCCAUCCCCACUCCACAACCAGGGUAUAGUACGGACUGGACCAACAUUGUGUCACCUAGGGACCAGAAAUACUGGCUCUGCUACUGAUAUAGAAGAGAAGCCUCUGGAUGCGGGGGCUUUCAUCUGUUCUCUUAUUCUCUUGUUUCUCCAAAAGCAACUCCACCUUCUCUAUCAUGUGCUGUACAGCUCAGCAGCUCCCUCUGCUGGUGGCAUGUGGAGAAAUAAGGGAACUGCACUGGAGAGGAUGAUUCGUUUUGGAGUGACUUGGAUCUUUCAAAGAUACUGUUUUCAACAAGGGUCGGCAGUUUCCAGGCUAAAAACUUGAUAAAGGGACAAAUCUUUUUGCCCCUUGUUGUUUUAUCUUUUUUACUUUGAUGUCAUCUCUUUUGUGUCUCUCGGUGUGUUUUGUGCACAUUUCUUUCUCUUUUCUACAUCUGUGUCUUAUUGCUGCUUUGUUCCUCUCAUUUGACAUGUAGUUCUCUUCAUCUACACAAUGCUCCUUCACUCUAAGGAGUCACAAUGUACUGAGCUAGAGAGGGUAAAGCAUACACACAGGAGGCAUAUAGCUAUGAAAACACAUACCUAAUAUUUCAUUCUACCAGCAUUCUUGGUGCCAAGUAUGUACUACUGUGUUUGCAUUUUCAUCAAGGGAGAAAAAAAACUAAAGAAAAUCCUGAAGUAUUCCUAUUUACUGUCAACCAGCAGAAGCUGUGUGUUCUCAUGACAAAGUGCCAAACUGGCCCCCGAUUGUGUUUUUCUUUUUCAUCUUUUUUUCAAGCAUUUAAUUGUUGUUUUAUGUGGAAAGAAUUUCUGCUGAAAAUAUAGAUAUAGAGAAAUGAUAUUAUAUAUAGUUCUAUAUAAAUGUGUACAAAGGAGAAAGUAUAUCAAUGGGUUUUCUCAGUGGGGAUCUAUGCAUGAAUUAUUUUUUUGGAAGAUGAAGAUAAGGGAAAGGACACCGAAUCUGUCAAUGCACGUUUCCCAAAUCUAAUCAAAUCAUACCGGGUCCACUCUGAAUAUUUUGGGAUUUUCCUCUCACGCAUUAAGAGCUUCACAGAAAUUCUGCAACACACAUAGGUACUUUCCUAUGGCCAUUGCCACAAAUCACAAAAGACACUACAGCAACAACUCUGACACACACUGUUCCUUUCCAGUCUCACCUUUAUGAUGUUAUUUAGACAUAUAUCUCUAUCCAGUAGGCCCAUCAUCCAUCAGCUGUAUCACAACUGCUUGUACACAAUUAUUUUUGUACUUCAGUGAGACAAAACAGAAAAAGGCAGCCUCGGCUCCUUUACGUGUACCAUCCUUCCCCCGUCUGCCAGCCUAUUUCAUUCCUUAUUUUGCUUGAUGUGUGCCUCUAAGAAAGUGUGUGUAUGUUAAUGUAUGUGUAAGAUAACACGCUUGUUUUACAUAAAAAAAAACAAAACAAAACAUGGGCUCUAAUUAAGCAACAAUGAGAUAGAGAAGCAGACAGCUACUCACCCGAACACACCUCAUAGUUUCAUCCUUACUUAUUCUACCCUCCCUGUGUUCACUACCGGAGACUGCAUAAUAUUUGCAUAUCGUCCAUAUCUUCCUUUUGUAAUCAUAAAAAUCCAAAACACCUGAUACUUCCAUACCCCAGUUCAGCCCUGCUAACUGUUAGCGUCACUUGCCGAACUGAAGAUGUAUUUUGUGAGCUCAUUGGUUAUUAAUUAAACUCUAAGCACACUGAGGGGCCUUCACAUCCUCUGUUUCAGAGCUGCAAGAUAAAAAAAAAUAGGUUGUAAUCUCAACAGCAUUGGAGCAAUGCAGUUUUUUAGUUUAGUUUCUGAUUGUACUUCUUUCAAUCAAGUAGAAAUAUAUAGUUCUAUGGCCUAGCAAUGCCCCCUCUGCUCCUCAGAUAAAGAUGUCAAACAUGGCCCUAAGAUACAGUAUGUUAACCGAACUGUUGUUUUAGCCCACAGGAACACAAGGUAGCUUACAUCCAGUGUGGGUGAGGUUAGUCACAGUUGCUGUCUUUGCUUGUGCUUUAGCUUUAGCCUGUUUGAUUGUUUGUUUUCUAUUUUAUUACUGCCUAAAGGGGUGUUGUAGGGGAGGGGGGACUGGAAAGGGAAUUUUAUACCUGGCUGCUCCUGUCAGAAAUGUUGCAACCCCACUGAAAGGGAAAUGUGCACAAUGUAAAUCUCAAAACACCAGACGUGGGUAAGCUGGAGUUGGAUAAAUACUUUGGAACAGGGUGAUGGACAGCAGUGCAAGAAGGGACAUGCCAUGGGGUAGAAUUUGGGACAAGAUUGGAAAAAGACUCACAGCCUUAAAUGCAGAAUAAGAAGAAGGAAGACACUGAUCAUAAGAAAAUAAAUACAUUUAAAAACAUGGCUGACUUUCUACCCACGACAUAUGGCAGAGGAAUACCUUGCUAAUCUGUCUACAGGGAACCAGAAUGUCCAUAUGAACCCUUUUGUACUCACUCCUGUGGACAAGGAGGCAGUAAGAGGUUGUAAAAACAAACCUCUCCACAACACAGCUACAAUCUCUGGAGGUGAGAACAGAAAUGAGGUAUUAAGCCUGGGUCUGUUCCCCCUCAUGGGCUCUUUUACAAACCAACACUGGAGGGCGCUAUUGUGUCAGAUUUAAUGCAGUCAGUCUGCUCUGAUAAAGCUGGACAUGAGGAAGAAAACAACUGAUGAAGGAACAGAGACACAACAUCUGGAUAUGGAUCAAAACUGUAUAUUUUCAAAUGUAAGAAACAGACAAAAUAUUUGUAAAUAUUAAGUUUCUUGUUUUGUUUUUUUGUUUGUUUUUCUUUUUUUUUUGGAGUGAAUGAAUGAAACUAUAUUUUGUGACAACAAAGGACAACAGGUGCAGUUUGCAAAGAAAUGGCCUCUUGAUUGCAGUUUUAAAUUAAUCUUGACAUCUUAACAGUUUCCAUCAUUAGAAAAAGAUGUUUUUUCAUUUCAUUUUAUUUUAGCUUUCAAGGUAUAAUGUUGCCCAUAGUUAUGUGGGCAUCCUGUAGCAUCAAGACACCUGAUCAGGAAAAUCACUGUAGCAGAACUUCACUGAAGCCCCUUAAAUCAGAGGGCCUAAGAUACUACAGUUAGCAUUGCUAGCUUCUAAAUAUCAUUACAUUUUGAUUUUUUUUUAAUAUUGUUUAACUCUGUGAGUUUAUUACUCUGCAAAUCAAACUAUUUUGCAUCAUUUUCCCUUUUUGCAACUUUUUGCGAGCUUUAUAAAAAUGCUUUGUGAUCCACGUUCAUUUCUAAUGAAUUUGUGCUGCGUGAUGAGUGUAAAUUUAGUCUCAGUAGCUUAGUGUGCUCAUAAAAACCAGCUUUGCAUUUCAGUGAUUGCUCGUCUAGAGUCUAACCCUGAACUGAGAUAUCAAACACAAGUGCAGCCAAACAAAUGUUAGUUCACUUAACAAGUAGCAGCAUUUACAUGUAGCCACAAGAUGACAUGUGGGGCAGACGUGAGGGCUCUGUUACCAUAAGAUGCCUCAUUUCCUCAUACAGUAAUGAGAUCACAGAGAUGGUCAAACUUUCUGAUUCCAGUCACUGUGCUGAACUGUCAUGGAGGUUGUGUUUCUUGCAGUGGUGUGAUGUAGCAGGAAAUGGUUUAAUUGGGACGGACCAGUUCAGUAGCCUACUGUAAAGUAUUCAAGUGCAUUAGUCUGGAUGUAUUUGAACAAAUCUUAGCAAGAAACCAGAUUAAAGUUUGAAUAUUUCAACACACUCAUCCUCUCUAUUCAGCCAAACUAUGAUAUAAGGUCUCUGACUUUAGAGACCAUUUAUCAGUGCAGGUGUCUCUGAAAGCACAUCGUUAACACUCCACAAUGGGAAACACACACAAUGACAUGGACCCAAUCAACCACCUAAACCUUCAGCUUGGUCUCAACUGUAAAUCUGCACCUGUUGUCUUUUUUUUAGAUUCUAUGUUGAAUUCAGAAACCCAAGACUUCAGAUAAAGAAAACUGUUAAAUAAUGGGAUUUAAAAAAUUUAUGAUUAUUAAAAAGUAAAGUAAAAAUCCUAUAAAUAAAUGAGGUGAUGAUAUUUCUGUUACUUUAGAAGUUAUUAUACACUGUAUGCUGUGAUUCUGAUCUGGGAAACAUUAAAGACAUUCAUAACCAGA
Messenger RNA from Melanotaenia boesemani (Boeseman's rainbowfish), 8034 nucleotides. RefSeq names its product neuroligin 2a (gene nlgn2a). Bases 1445 to 3961 code for a protein of 838 amino acids. NCBI's taxonomy places the organism in Eukaryota, Metazoa, Chordata, Actinopteri, Atheriniformes, Melanotaeniidae. Gene Ontology annotation, biological process: chemical synaptic transmission; synaptic vesicle endocytosis; modulation of chemical synaptic transmission. The record is from RefSeq and is a predicted model, not a curated record. Gene Ontology annotation, cellular component: cell surface; synapse; postsynaptic specialization membrane. Gene Ontology annotation, molecular function: signaling receptor activity; neurexin family protein binding. The transcript is spliced from 9 exons.